Hordeum vulgare subsp. vulgare (domesticated barley) is the source of this 1092-nucleotide messenger RNA. RefSeq lists its product as uncharacterized. The record is from RefSeq and is a predicted model, not a curated record. The coding region runs from base 1 to 1092 and encodes 363 amino acids. Lineage: Eukaryota; Viridiplantae; Streptophyta; Magnoliopsida; Poales; Poaceae. Gene Ontology annotation, molecular function: protein binding. The transcript has a single exon.
AUGGCGGCGGCCGCGUCCACUGAAUUUCCAAUGCCCUUGACCAGCCCGGAUCUUCCACCGGUCAAAGGGAAGAAGAAGGGCCGUCCGGCCAUGGUGGGUGCAGGCUGGUCCUCACUCCCAUACGACCUCCUCCGCCAAAUCGCCGGCUCCUUCCUCGCCACCAACGACGUGGACUGCUACGUGGGCUUGCGCGCCGUAUGCCACCACUGGCGCUCUGCCAUCGACGACCCAAAGACCGACGCCUCCGAUUCCCGGUUCCACCCGCGCCGGUGGAUCAUCCUCGACGACGACGAGGUCUCCAAGAGCGACACGCGCCGCCUGCUGGUCAAUACCACCACCGGCCGGUUCCUCCACAAGGAGCUCCCGCUGCUCCGCAACUACUACGUCGUCGCCACCACGCCUUGCGGCUUCUUCGUGCUGGCAGACAGGAGCCCUCCUCGCACUGCCCACCUCUUGAACCCUCUCACCGGCGCCAUGGCGCCGGUGCCGUCCGAGGGGGAGGUCGCCGCCGCCGUUUGGUUUGGCCUGCCUCUGCCACCACCGGCCGGUUCCUCCACAAGCGAGUUAACUAAAGCGCUUGGCAGCAUCGGUGGUUUGAUGAAGGUGCAUCACGUCCAGCCGCCUGGCAAGUUUAUCUCCGGCGAUCCUCUUGUGAGCGGACAUGCAAACGACGGCCGCCGGUGUUUCUUUAUGGAAUUUGCCGGACAGCUGCUCAUCAUCGUCAAGCUAGAGAGACUCAUUAGGGUUCUCAGGUUGGAGGCCACGAGUGACAAGCUUGUGUGUUUGAGAGACAUCAGCAACUAUGCCAUCUUCAUCGGUCAUCAGAGGUGCCUGGCUGUCUGCGCCGAUAAGUUCCCGUCCGUUGAGGCAAACUGCGUCUACUACACCAAACACCAGCGUUCGUCGGCUCGCAUCUGCAAGUAUAGCCUAAAGGACGACAAAACAGAGAUGAUCUCUGAAGCCGAUGAUUUUGUGAAGCAGGGCAGGCAGUUUGCCCUCGUUGCUCAUCGUCCUUUCACCAUCAUCCAACUUCUCUCGAGCUACACCAUCAAUGUCCGGGAUUCUGAACUGGCCUCACAGCAAGCCACAUAA